AAACUGCAUUCAAAAAAUUCCCGGUUACAUUUACAGUCAUUAUUUCCAUCAUCUGUUUUCUUCUGUGAAAUUUGAAGCUAAUGAAGACAAAUUGCAAACUGAUUACAUAGAAAUACAUGACAGUACGGUACUGACUGUAGCGGGCGCAAGGCGUAUUCAGAAUUCUGUGGAAAUUGGAAUGAAUCAUUGAAUGUUUGUCAGGACUCGGUCCCAGGAAGUCUAACUCUAGCCUAGGCUCUAGUCUCUAGACUCUAGCAGGCCUACUGACUGUCUAGUGAAAUGGAUGAUAUACACGUUGACUCAGUUUCUGUAAAUCUACUAACUGCGGCUGCUGACAAGCAGUCUCUUGUUAGAUCUGGCCACUCGGUAACAGAUACUAUACUUCGAGGUUUACCCAGCCGAAAUCUCUGUCGAUUGGAGAGUUCUUGCCGAACUCUUGACAGUCAAGGAUCUGCAUAUUCGACGCGGUCUGCACACGAUAGACGCCAUGCCUUUCCCACAAUGCGAAUCAGCAGUGUCGCCUCACGAGAGAGAAGACAUGAGGAUCACACUGUGGACAUUGUAGACAGCAUACUCAGCACUACAUGUAUGACAGAUGGCACAGCCCGUGCAGAGCGGAGAUGUAGUGAGGCUAUCCGUGACAUGGCUAUGGGCAUGGCUAUGAAGAGAAGCGUCAAACUAAGAACAGAAGCAAGAAUUCAUCGCCAGAAACGUGGUUGCUUUGGGGAGUUAAAGUACAGCACAGCUGUGAAAUGGAAACGAUUUAAGGAGGAUGUGAAUAAUCUACUGUUUUCGGCUGAACUGUGGAGAACACCACUGCUCAGUGUCACCGGAAAAUUCGGCAGUGGUGUCCAUAGCUACUUCCUUUUCCUCAAGUACAUCCUUCUGCUCAAUAUUCCAACAUGCCUUCUUCUCAUGACCUUCAUAUUUAUUCCCCAUGUCAUGCACCGGUGUACUGCACUGGAACAGAUUCUCCCAAGCCAGAACCUUGAUUUCACUGGAUUGGAACUUAUCACUGGUGGUGGCUUUCUCAGCAGAACAGAGAUGUAUCAAGGAGUCUACGCAAACGGAACUGUCCAACCCAUACCUGGCUAUAACUACAAUAUGAAGAUGAGUUAUUUGCUGACGAUGGUUGCUUAUUAUCUUCUCUGCUUGAUUGUGAUAGCAUCCAGUAUGGCCAGAUCCUACAGAAAGGCAUAUAUUGAGAAAGAUGUCAGCACAAGUAAUGCCUUUAUCUCCAAGGUCUUUGCUGGGUGGGAUUAUGGCGUCACCUCUAGUGAAGCUGCCCUUCUGAAACAGAAGAGCAUCUAUUUUAGUUUGCAGGAGCUGCUGAGUAGAUACCGCACUACAGAACGGCGAUCCCUCCUCAAGGUCGUUGAGCUGCUCGUAUGGCGUGUGCUGAUGACCCUGCUGUCACUGUUCCUCCUGACAUGCUCCUGCUACCUAGUCCACUUGCUGCAGUACACCAAAUCUCUGCAGGGCACGAAUAAAAAGCUUCUGGAUGGACUGCUCAUACCGGGUUGUGUAACGCUACUCAACCAGCUGCUGCCAGCACUGUUCACAUUUAUUGCCAGGAAGGAGGGUUACAACAGCGCACGCGGUGGACUCAUCCUCACCAUGCUGAGGAGCAGUACACUGCAUGCCCUCACACUCGGUACAUUAAUGUACUACUGGUACAGAGACGGCAUCUGUGAUCCAAAGAAAAAUACGCGUUGUCCCUCCUGCUGGGAAGUGAACGUUGGCAAGAACGUCUAUCAACUAGUCAUCUUUGACUUCCUCCUUAGUCUCGUCAUCACCUUCUUCACUGAGUUCAUGUGGAAGGUCCUAUCCUCCGUGUGUUGUCGAAAAACCAUGUCUCCUCCACAAUUUGGCAUUGUGGGCAAUGCAUUAGAGCUCGUCCACUCACAGACUCUGUGCUGGCUUGGAGCUUUCUUUUGCCCAGUCCUACCACUGAUCGUCAUUCUCAAGCUCGUCAUGAUCUUCUACAUCAAGAAGGUGACCGUCAUUUUAUUUGGGGACGUGCCUUGUUUGCAGCUGAGCGCAAUGCGAAAUUGCAGGCCGUCUAUGAAUGUGUGGAGCACGUCGCGGGCGUGGGCACACUUCAUGCUCGUCUUCUUCCUCGGCUUUUGUACGGCUCUUUGCUCGACGGGCGUCGCUGUAUUCAUGGUGAAGCCGUCACAGGGCUGCGGACCGUUCCGCAAGCAGCAGUCUGUCUAUGACACUGUGAACGAGCUGGUUAGGUACCUGAUGAUGACUCAGCACUGGCUGGGAACUCUCGUCUCCCUCGUCACCGCACCAGGCAUCAUUGCUGGUGUUCUUGUCGCUCUGUGUACUGUGGUGUACUAUGCAAAGACACUGGCAAGUGGCAAGCAGCAAGUGGUGCAACUUCUACGUGAACAGGUGAUGAUGGAAGGAAGAGAUAAAACGUUUUUGCUGAAGCUGCUGCAGAGUAUAGCUAGUAACGAUGUUUCCGCCCCCAGCUGGCUGUCCUGCAGUACGUCAUCAGGCCAUGCAGAUCAUACAAUUAGGUCUGGCUUCAUAAAACCUACCACCUGAGCUCUGGCAGCAGACCUUAGGAGGUUUUCAUGGGCAACAAGACAAUUAGCAAUCCCCACAGACAACCAUGAUUCUCAGUGGAACACAAAGCAGAACAUGGGCAAGUCGAAGUGCCACGAGUCGGUGCUUCUUGGUUAGCAUGGAUGCCAGUGCUUACCUGCCUGUGGUGAGCAAACGCGAGCAGCUGACUGACUACAUUGCUGACCUUACACAUUUCGUGGCUGGAUACUGACAUGGAGCCGGGUCAAAGGUACUGGAUCGAACCGAAUAAAUCAGGUUCCAAUGUGAACUGCGACGGGAUAUCGUUCACGUGGAAGAAGUGCUGUUUCCUUAAGAAUCUUAGCUGUUCGUUGACACAAGUGCAAAGAUGGAAAGGCAGUCAAUCAGUUGGCAGCAUCUGAUGAGGUGGUAGUUGUGAGGAAUGUUGUACGUAGGAGUCAUCAGAGGUUGUGAACAGGGAGCAAUAGUAUUCGAUCUAAAGUCUUUCAGAAACAACAAGUGAUGUCUACAGUUAUUAUUUGGGAUUUUUGCAAAAUUAUUAUUUUUUACUUUUGUAGUUUAUUUAUUGCAAUAUGUCUAAAUACAAUAUGUUGUAAUAAUCUGAUUUAAAUAUUUACUUUGACAUAUGAAUACUAUCAUUACAUAACGCUCUGAUAUGAAAUGUGAUAUAUAAUCUAUUGUAAUUUAAUUUCUUCUACAUGAUAAUGUAUUUUUUAUUUGUUCUACGUAAUAAUAAUUUACGUUAUACAUAACUGUAUGAAAUGUUGUAAUUGUUUUCUAACAUUGAACGUCAUGUUAUAGCAAAGUUAUCUAAUGACACAUUUUAAAAGUGUUUUUUACGCAGUAAUGUUUGCUAUAUCUUUAUAACAUAGUAUAUUUGAAUUGAUGUGUAGAUGUUUGAGUUGUCCUGCAUGUGUCCGUAAUUAAUGAGUCAUGUCGCCGUGUAAGAAUGAUGUUAUUCAUGCCAGCUUCCUCUUGCCUCUUCCUACCGUUUGUGUGGAGGUCUUAAGCUUUUUUUUAACCUAUAUCUAACAUUAGUACUAGUCAAAUGUAUUAUUAUACACUACCCUUUCAAUCAAUAUCUACUG
Messenger RNA from Priapulus caudatus, 3644 nucleotides. RefSeq names its product transmembrane channel-like protein 7. The record is from RefSeq and is a predicted model, not a curated record. Gene Ontology annotation, molecular function: mechanosensitive monoatomic ion channel activity. The transcript has 16 exons. Gene Ontology annotation, cellular component: plasma membrane. Lineage: Eukaryota; Metazoa; Priapulida; Priapulimorpha; Priapulimorphida; Priapulidae. The coding region runs from base 280 to 2556 and encodes 758 amino acids.